ACAGUACAGGGAUGACCAGAGACUGCGGACACAGUACAGGGAUGACCAGAGACUGCGGACACAGUACAGGGAUGACCAGAGACUGCGGACACAGUACAGGGGAUGACCAGAGACUGCGGACACAGUAUAGGGAUGACCAGAGACUGCGGACACAGUACAGGGAUGACCAGAGACUGCAGACACAGUACAGGGGAUGACCAGAGACUGCGGACAGGAGAUGACCAGAGACUGCGGACACAGUACAGG
Staurois parvus is the source of this 246-nucleotide messenger RNA. Lineage: Eukaryota; Metazoa; Chordata; Amphibia; Anura; Ranidae. The record is from the annotation of a GenBank genome assembly.